GAUGGCACUAAUAAAGAAGCUACCAGCACUGGAAAACUAAAUCAAGAAAAUGAACACGUAUAUAACUUGUGGUGCUCUGGAAGGGUGUGUUGUGAGGGAAUGCUCAUCCAGCUAAAGUUUCUCAAGAGACAAGACCUACUGAAUGUUCUUGCACGCAUGAUGAGGCCAGCUUCUGACCAAGUGCAAAUAAAAGUAACAAUGAACGAUGAAGAUAUGGACACCUACGUGUUUGCUGUUGGAACAAGAAAAGCACUGGUGCGACUUCAGAAAGAGAUGCAGGACCUGAGUGAGUUCUGCAGUGAUAAACCUAAGUCUGGUGCAAAAUAUGGGCUUCCAGAUUCGCUGGCUAUCUUGUCAGAGAUGGGAGAGGUCACAGAGGGAAUGAUAGACGCUAAGAUGAUCCAUUUCCUCACGCACUACGCUGACAAGAUUGAGUCCGUCCAAUUCUCGGACCAGUUCUCCGGUCCAAAACUUAUGCAAGAGGAAGGUCAGCUUACAAAACUGCCUGAGACUAAAAAGACACUUUUGUUUACAUUUAAUGGUAAGAGAACUGGUGUGCAGGGAUGUCUGUGUAUCUGGGGGAGAGAGUCAUGCAUUAUAUGUCACAUGCUCAAGUUCUGUCACCUAUGGAAGAUAGAAGGAGGAGGUAGGGAACAGUGAGUGAUCAUUGUUCUU
Molecule: messenger RNA, 675 nt
Organism: Colius striatus (speckled mousebird)
Lineage: Eukaryota; Metazoa; Chordata; Aves; Coliiformes; Coliidae
Product: PAT complex subunit CCDC47-like
Exons: 6
Coding region: 100-660 (186 amino acids)
Biological process (GO): endoplasmic reticulum calcium ion homeostasis
Cellular component (GO): endoplasmic reticulum
Molecular function (GO): calcium ion binding
Source: RefSeq, a predicted model, not a curated record